AUGAAGGGAUUCGUUGGUGGUAUUCCCCUGGCCCUUUUGGUGGCCGCUGUUCAGGUCCAGGCUAUGGAGACUGGCACCGUGAUCGGUGGUACCGCCAUGGGCGGCCCGUCUGGUCAGGAUGAGGAUGGCUCAUUCACUAGCCCAUACAGUGCCAAUGUCCACACCCACACAAAUGUGAAUGAGCACUACAAGGACAACCACUCCAUCAACAUCAAGGACAAGACCGUUUACCCUCCACCUAACAUUGCUUUCGGCCCCGGUGCGGGCCCAUUUGCUCAUGCUGAUGGACCUGGAGCUGGUCCUUUCCACAAGCGAAGCUGGCCUUCCGGCGGUACUGCUGAGGGUGGUCCCUCUGGCAAUGAUGAGGGUCAGAGCUUUAACAUGCCCAUCACUGGCAUCUUCCACACCGACGUCAACGAGUACAGCAAGGAUGACCACUCUAUCCACGUGAAGAACAAGGAUAUCCACCCGGGCCCCAUCAUUGUCGCUCCUGUGCACCCUCCUCCUGAGUUCGCUGGUCCUCCCAAUGGCCCUGGUGGCCACAGCCCCUUCCGCGAGGCUAACAGCCAGACACCUGAGAAGUUCCACCUCUCUGCCGAGGCUUUUUCUAAGCGUGGGUACCCCGGUGGCACCGCCAUGGGAGGCCCCAGUGGUGGUGACGGUCCCUCCGACGAGGAGGAAUUCCCCGUCAUUGCUGGAGGCACUGCUAUGGGUGGUCCUUCCGGUGAUGACAAGGGCAUUGAUGAUGAUUUCUCCCAGACCGCUGAUAUCCACACCAACGUGAAUGAGGACUGGAAGGAUGAUCACUCCAUCAACAUCAAGCACAAGGAUGUCUACCCUGCUCCUUCCCACCCUCCCUUCGGUUUGCCCUUCAAGCGCAGCUUGUACCCCCACGGUGGUGGUGGCACUGCCAUGGGUGGUCCUUCUGGAAACGACGGUGGUCAGAGCUUUGACAUGCCCAUCACUGUUGAGACUGAUACCACUGUCAACGAGGCCUACCAAGACGAUCACUCCAUCCACCUCAAGCACAAGGACGUUUACCAGGCUCCCCACUUCCACCCCGGUCCUUUCCCUCGUGCCUACUCCCCUGACCGCGAGGGAGGUGACGAUGAUGACUUCGAUGGCCCUGUCCCAGUUUCCGGCGGUACUGCCGAGGGUGGCCCUUCGGGAGACGACGAUGGUGAGAGCUUUGGCGCUCCCACCAACAUCGGUGUGGACACCAAUGUGAACACCAGCCACGAUGACAACCACGCGAUCAAGCUAGAUACUACCACUGUUCACCCUUCCUCCUGGGACUUCCACCCUGUUGCCGCCCCCGUUCAGGAAGUCCCCCAGGCUCCCGUCGAGACCGCCCACGAGGAGGUUCCCGAGAUGCCCUGGAUGACCUACACUGAGCAGCAGCACGCUGCCAGCGUUCCCCUCGAGGCCCACACAACUCCUCAGGCACCCGAGCACCACGAUAUCCCCGCUGCUCCUGAGCACCAUGAGAUCCCCGCUCCGUCUGAGCCUGCUCCUCCCGUCCACCGUGUCGAGCACGAGGAGACUUCCCAGUGCUCCGCUCAGGUCCACGAGGUUGUCCGUACCGUCACUGAGACCCAGUACAAGCAGGUCCAUGCCACCGAGACUGUCUACCAGCAGGUUCCUGUCUCUCAGGCUGUCCAGACCAGCGCAGUGCCAAUGUCAGCUAUUCCCAUGCAAUCCGCUGUCCCUAUGCAGUCUGGCUCUGAUCCUAAGAUCCUGUCCUUUGCCGCCCCUGCUCGCUCUUCCUCUGAUGUUGCCUCCGCCAGCUACGCCUGGCCCUCCAAGAGCGCCAGCGCUGCCCCCUCUGCCAAGUACUCUCAGAUCCCCGUCUACGUUCCCGUAGCCACCCCCUCGUCCAGCGCCGCCUGGGCUCCCUCGGCCACCCCUGCUGUUAGCAUGAACAUCCCCAGCGGUGUUUCCCCCGAGCAGAGCGCCCGUGCUUCCAAGUCUGCUCAUGCUACCCCCUCCGCUGCCGGUACCAUGUUCACCGGUGCCGCCAGCCGCGUCUCCGGUGGUCUCGUCUCUGCCGCCGCCGCCGUCGUCGGUGUCCUUGCCUUUGUCCUGUAA
Penicillium verhagenii is the source of this 2088-nucleotide messenger RNA. RefSeq lists its product as uncharacterized. The transcript is spliced from 2 exons. The record is from RefSeq and is a predicted model, not a curated record. NCBI's taxonomy places the organism in Eukaryota, Fungi, Ascomycota, Eurotiomycetes, Eurotiales, Aspergillaceae. The coding region runs from base 1 to 2088 and encodes 695 amino acids.